AUGUGUCCAGAAUGGAGACGCGCGCGGCGGGGCUUAAUUAUCCGUCGAUCCGCGGAGAUGAGACGGGAUGCAAUUUGUGGUUAAUUGCGAAUGAAAGCCCCCGCAGACCAGCGCCAGGACUAUCCAAUCAUACUUAACCCACGCGCAGCCACGGCGCGGCCUCCUCGCUGCCUCGCGGAAAUGCGGAUUGAUUUUUGGCACGAGGACGCGCGGCCUUAAAUCGACCAGUAUUGAUAGAUUUGGCCGUUUGUGGUGUCAGAGGCAUUCCUUUUUACAGACAUCAAUGGGUAAAGUAGAUACAAUAAGCUGUUUUUAAUAAAGCUACUAAGGCAGAAUGUGUUUUACACUGUUGCUCUAUUUGAUCGUUUUACUUUUCUUUUUAUGGCUAUAUCCGUACACGUUCAAACUCAGUCAUAUUUCCGUUGCAAUUGUAUCCCUUCAUAUUCAUGGUAUUCUGUUUUUCCUACCAGAUUUGUAUGCCAUUUAUGUUUGGCAUUACACAUGAAUGGAUCAUUUUUUCCAGAAGCUACAUAUGUUUCGAUCGGCUGGUCUCAUGAGAUGUAAAUCACCGGCAUUGUUUCCUUACAGAAAUUAAAAACUCUAAAAAUUGCCUAAUACUUAAUUCAAUAAAACAAUCAGUAGGGUUUCAUGUUGCGUAAAGAUCGUCCGUGAGAGUCCAAGAGUCCAAAAUAUAUUCCCAUUUUCAAUUGAUUAACAAAUACCACGAGUUAACGAUAAUGCUCGUGAAACCCAAACACGUGCUCGACAACCUUGUUACAUAACCGAAAAAAGUGUUCCUCGGUUCCCAGUUUAGUUUUUCCUUCUGAGAAUCUUCCCGCAGCUCUCGUCUUGAACCCCCCGCUUCGUCCGUGCAGUAGCACCUGCUCGGUCGCUAGAGGGGGGGGUCCUGCUGCACCUGUCCUCCCGUGCGCGCUCCCCUUGCUCUCCUCGGCUGUCUUCGGCUCUGCUCGGCCUCGCUCGUGCCGGCCCUCUUGCCAGAGGUACAGGCUUCCCAGCCCGGGCUGGGCUUUCCUACGGAGAGAACGCAAACGCGACGCGGUGGUCUCCUCCCAUUGGCCCGUCCCACCUCUGAGUGGGAGGGUCGCGUGCCACGCUGUCUUUAUAAAGAGCAGAAUGCCUCGCAGCGCCUCAGUGACACCACUGCUUUCUCCGUGGAGCGCCAAUACGAACUAUUUUGAGUUAGUGAUUCCGUUAGUGAGGGAACCAACUGGAAUGUAUCACCUCUUGCGUAAUAUCAAACACAGCCAUCACGUAAAGGUCAGCAGCGCGCGCCCCUUUUUGAGGAGGGACCGGACCGGUUGGGACGGAAGCUGUCAGCAAUCCGCUGCUUGAAUCAAAUAUCUGGACCGACCACAACAACAUUGGACCAGAUUCUCCUUCCCGCACGAGUGUGGCCUCUACCUGCAGCUCCUGCUCCAUGUCAGAUGCAUAUUGUCUUUGAAAACGUUUGCACGUGCCAUUCCAUUUUUUUGGUGGGAUUCCUGGGACUUUUAAAUUUUUUUUGGCAAGCCUGCGGAGCGCGCAUACGCACGCACGCACCCACACACGCUGUGUGAUCUGACCGUGUGACUAACUUUCGAACCGGGCCAUGCUGCAGUGACUUCAGGCCGUUGCCCGGAACUUGGCGAACAAGUUGUAGACGGCGGGAGGAGGAGGAGGGGCCGGGGGGCGGCGGGGGGACGAGAAGGAUGCUCGGGACGUAUUUAUAACGCAGCCAGCGGAGGAGACGAAGCCGCCUUCUGUUACUCGAUCGAGCCCAGCACGAGGACACUUAAUCACAAGGAGGCAACGUGUGCUGCCGAGGUGAAGCUGGGACAAGACAGGUUGGUGUCUCCGAAUCCACCCGGCUCGAGUUUCGGCCGCCCCGGGGGCUCCUGGUAUUUAAGCGUGCAUUUGACCCGGGAUAAGUUGUCAACAAGAGCAGCGCGCAGAGGCGAACUGGCAGGUGUUCAAGUUCAUUUACAUGCAUACGUAUAUUCACGCCACUAUAUAUAGAAGUUGUCUUAGGGACGGGCAGCCGUAAUAAGUUUCUCCUCCCACCACCCGCCGGGUGUGUGCGCUCCCGGGCGUGUGCGCGUGUCUAUAUAUACACGCACCGUCCAGGCUGUUAUUCCUGCUCGCGGUCUGUACCCGAGAGGGCUGCCCGCCGUCGGUUUGGCUGUGAGGGCAGGAGUCGUCGCAUGGACUGACAUGGCUACCGACCUCGCCAUGAGCGCGGAGCUGCCCAACAGCCCCCUGGCCAUCGAGUACGUCAACGACUUUGACCUCAUGAAGUUCGAGGUCAAGAAGGAGCCGCCGGAAGCCGACCGCUACUGCCACCGCCUCCCGUCGGGCUCCCUGUCCUCCACGCCGAUCAGCACGCCGUGCUCCUCCGUGCCUUCCUCGCCGAGCUUCUGCGCCCCGAGCCCCGGCGCGCAGCCCAACCAGAGCCUCACCAGCGGGGUCAACAGCAGCGGCAGCAGCAGCAACAACAGCAGCGGCGGCGGCGGCGGCGGCGGCAACGGCCACGGCAACGCGGGCAAGCCCCAGCUGGAGGACCUGUACUGGAUCCCCAGCUACCAGCACCACAUCAACCCCGAGGCGCUGAACCUGACCCCGGAGGACGCGGUGGAGGCCCUCAUCGGCAACACGCACCACCACCACCACCACCAGCCCUACGACGGCUUCCGCGGGCAGCAGUACGCCGGAGAGGACCUGUCCACGGCCUCGGCGACGCACCAUCACCAGGGCCACCACCACCACCACCACCACCACCACGGCCACCACGCCCGCCUGGAGGACCGCUUCUCGGACGAGCAGCUGGUCAGCAUGACGGUGCGGGAGCUCAACCGGCAGCUGCGGGGCUUCAGCAAGGAGGAGGUGAUCCGCCUGAAGCAGAAGAGGCGCACCCUGAAGAACCGGGGCUACGCGCAGUCCUGCCGCUUCAAGCGCGUCCAGCAGAGGCACAUGCUGGAGACGGAGAAGUGCACGCUGCAGAGCCAGGUGGAGCAGCUGAAGCAGGACGUGGUGCGCCUCGCCAAGGAGAGGGAUCUUUACAAGGAGAAGUACGAGAAGCUGGCCAGCCGGAGCUACUCUGGCGGCGGCCCCGCGAACACGAGGGAUCCGUCCGGGAAACAGGCCAACAACGAGUUCUUCAUGUGAGAGAGACUCUGAGAUACGGCCCCCGCCUCAGCGCCAUGGUUACAUGCGUUUAUAUUUCUCAUGCGUCUGUAUGUUGUUUACAGUUAUUCCCUUGAAAGAGACUUAAAUCACACACAAGUAAACAAACACGCAUUAGACGCGCACCGAAAGUAGCCCGUGGGCGCAUUUUGAGUCUUAACGAUGUUUUGUCUGAACUCACUACAAGUUGUCAAGUGGGCACAUGGGAUCACAGAGCCUGUAGACUUAGUCCCGUUGAACCAAACGGACAUUUCAUUGCCGUCCCAAUCGAGAGAGGGAGAGAGAUGAUUUUGUCUUAAAAGUGGCUGAAAGAGUGACGUUUUUCUUUUUUUAAAGAACGGGAUCGAACUGAAAUAAGACGCAGGAAAAAAGCAAUACGCCGCCUCUCCUGUCGGCUCCGGAAAGCUCCACGGACUGUUUGCGUGAUGAGGGCGAGGCGGUCUGCGGUGCGAGACGAGAGAAGACCGCCUUUCUAAUAUUGCAAGUCUAUAGUUUGCCAUCCCCAUUUGCAACCCUGCAUGCAGGACAUGUAUGGUGACCUCCAGCCUCUUCCCGGAAUCCUUCCACGCGUGUGGAAAGCAUGGCCCACGGCUCUCUCCUCCAUCCGCCUCCUCCUCCUCAUCCAUCAAUAAGGCCUGGGUGUAUGCAAGAACAACAAACAGCCCCCCCACCCCCUAUUCCCACCCUCUCCCCCCAGAAGUGCAAGGACUGCGGACAAACAUAAUGGGAAAAUACCCAAUCUGCUAUUGAGAAAUAAUGGAUGCGUCUUUAAACUGCUAUUUUCAAUCAAAUUUUCUAUUGUUUUAAAAAGAAAAGAAAAGAAAAACGACAAAAAAAGAUGACCUGAGCCAGAUUUUAGACUGUAUUUAUUUCCACCUGUACAUAAUGUGUAGAGAAAAACAGUUGACUGUGUCAUUUUACCUUUUUCUCUUUUUAAAGAAAACUUGCUUUGAAGUUGCUUGGAUUAUUCGACAUGUCUUAAUACAAAUGUUUGUAUGUUACAGCAUGCGAUUCGUCUAUGGUAUCCUCCUCCUAACAUGUGUAAUGUCAAAGGCAAGCCUACUGCACUAAGAAGAGAUCAAACCGGGCAAACGUUUUGUUUUCUACUGAUAGGACCUUUGAUCUGAUGUUACUCUCUAAAAACCUGGAUGAAAAUUAAUUUAUUAGACGGACACGGAAUGCAUUCGCUGCUAAAACUCUAUGCACCAACCCGAUGAUUAAAAUAUUUAAAAACAAAUAUUUGUAGACGGGAUUCUUUUGGGAGGGGCCCGUGGUUUCAUUCUGCAGCCCGCUGUCUUAAAACGGUGCUGUGUCCGGUGAGAGACGUCGCCGGGUGAUAGAGCUUUCUGUGCUUGGAGUAACUCCAUGAUUUAUUCUGUCAUCAAGGUUCCUGUGUUUUCUGCUGCCUAGAUAUGUUUGCAAUAUUGUGCAGAGUCCGACGCGCAGACUGCAGAAGACCUGUUGGAAUGACGGAGACUUGCAGGAAAUGAGAAGCCGGUGUUUUACAUUCAGAUCGAAAUGCCACAAAGAAAAACAACUAUAGAAAAUGCAAAAUAGACGGUGUUUUGCAUUGGUGGGAGCCUUAAGAACAAAAACGAUCAAAAUGAAUCCCGCAACACUGAUUCAUGUUUUAAAAAUAAUAAGUCGUGGGUUCCAUUCAGUAACUGUCUGUUUUAAUUUAUUUGUGAUUCAUUUAAUUUUCCAUUUUCGUUUUUUUUCUAUAAACAAAUUGCCGCCUAAAAAUCCCAAUUUGAUUUGAAAGAAAACUGCGAGACAUAAAACGGAGAUGCAAAGGAGCGCAAACUUCUGCACAGUGCUGUUAAUGUAUAUCUGUACAUAUGAUUUCUAUAUUUAUUCAAUGAACGUGUCCUAACGUGUCGACAAGUGAAAAACCUACAAAGUGGAACGUUGUUCUUGUUUUCAUAAUGUUUAAUAAAAAGUUCUGUCCCAAA
Gasterosteus aculeatus aculeatus (three-spined stickleback) is the source of this 5132-nucleotide messenger RNA. It is a transcript of the gene mafaa, whose product is annotated as MAF bZIP transcription factor Aa. The record is from RefSeq and is a predicted model, not a curated record. Lineage: Eukaryota; Metazoa; Chordata; Actinopteri; Perciformes; Gasterosteidae. Gene Ontology annotation, molecular function: RNA polymerase II cis-regulatory region sequence-specific DNA binding; DNA-binding transcription factor activity, RNA polymerase II-specific. Gene Ontology annotation, cellular component: nucleus. Gene Ontology annotation, biological process: regulation of transcription by RNA polymerase II.